Messenger RNA from Colletotrichum abscissum, 1485 nucleotides. RefSeq lists its product as uncharacterized. Gene Ontology annotation, biological process: transmembrane transport. Lineage: Eukaryota; Fungi; Ascomycota; Sordariomycetes; Glomerellales; Glomerellaceae. Gene Ontology annotation, cellular component: membrane. The transcript is spliced from 5 exons. Gene Ontology annotation, molecular function: transmembrane transporter activity. Bases 1 to 1485 code for a protein of 494 amino acids. The record is from RefSeq and is a predicted model, not a curated record.
AUGUCAGAGAAAGGUGGCAAGCCUCAUCUAGGCCUAGGCCCAGCCGAUGAGACAUUGAAAGAUAUUGGCGAAGGCACCACCUCGAUCCGAGGUCUGGCUUACAGCGAAGACAAGAGGAUUCUCCGAAGGAUCGAUUUAUGUCUUUUACCAGUAAUGGCCAUGUCGUACCUUUUCCAAUUUCUUGACAAAUCUGCUCUUAGCUACACGGCUAUCAUGGGCUUGCGGGAUGACUUGCAUCUAAAUGGGUCCGAGUACUCUUGGGCAAGUAGUAUCUACUACUUUGGUUACCUUAUUGCUUCGUACCCUGCAGGAGUCAUGAUGGUCAGACUUCCUGUCGGCAAGAUGAUUGCGGUCUCGGUUCUUGCUUGGGGAAUUAUUCUCAUGUUCACUGCGCUUUGCUCCAACGCUGGUGGUUUAUUGGCAAACAGAAUCAUGCUGGGUGUUUCCGAGGCCGCCAUCGCGCCGGGCCUCAGUAUCGUUAUCUCCAUGUGGUACAAACGCUCAGAGCAGCCUCUACGACAUGGCGCCUGGUUCCUUGGCAACACUGUUGCCGGCAUCUUCGGGGGAGUCGUUGCCUAUGCUAUCGGUCACGUUGAUAGUAUAGCUCCAUGGAAGGCCGUCUUUCUUAUCUUUGGCGGAAUCACUACAGCCUGGUCAUUUGCAAUUUUUUUCCUCUUACCUGACACGCCGAUGAAGGCUCGAUUUCUCAGCGAAGCUGAUCGUAUCAAGGCCAUUGAGCGUGUCGAGGAAAACAUGACGGGAAUCAAAAGUGACAUGUUCAAGUUGUAUCAGUGCGUGGAGGCCUUGACCGACAUCAAAGCUUGGCUACUCUUCGGCAUUCAGAUCAGCGCCCAGAUUGCCAAUGGUGGCGUCCAUGGGUUCGGAUCCAUCGUUAUCAAAGGAAUGGGCUUCAGCACUCUCAACACCCUCCUUGUGCAGAUGCUGGGGUCGGUCUUUCAGCUCAUAUUUGUCUUGAUGGCCACUGGAGGAAGCACCUACUUCCGCAAUAGUCGCACCUAUUGGAUGGCACUAAACCUUGCCAUCUCUAUCGCUGGUGCUGCCAUGGUUCGCCAGAUACAAUCAGAACUCAAGUGGGCACGGUUUAUGGGGUACUGCCUGACGAUCGCGUACAGUGCCAAUUUCCCCAUGAUCCUGUCCAUGUCUUCUGGAAACUUUGGCGGAUUCACCAAGAAGACUACAGUGAAUGCGAUGAUUUUCAUCGCCUACUGUGCUGGUAACAUCAUCGGUCCGCAACUAUUCUUCGAGUGGGAAGCACCGUCUUACAGCUCUGGUUUCUUAGCCAUGUUGAUAUGUUAUAGUCUUGGAGUCCUGAUGUGCUUCGUCCUUCGUUACUAUCUAGUGUGGGAAAAUAAGCGACGCGACAGCAUUGGAGGGGAGCUUGACGCAGGCGUUGGAAAUGAUGUGUCUCUGAACCUACUUGAUAGAACGGACAAAGAAAUUCCCCAGUUUAGAUAUGUCUACUGA